AUGGAGAGACUCCUCGUCCUGCUGUCCCUGCUGUGCCUGGGCGUCUCCUCUCAGCCAAUCACAGGAGGCCAGUGUCUUUCCAUCGUGGUCAGCAGAGCCCAGCACCUCCACCGCUGGCCCAGAAACAUCUUCUCUGACUUUGAGAACACUCUGCAGAGCGAGGAGCAGCGGCAGCUCAACAAAAUCUUCCUGCAGGACUUCUGCCACUCGGACUACAUCAUGAGCCCCAUCAACAAGCAGGAUACACACGCAGCUCCGUGAGUUCUGAAGCUGCUCUCCAUCUCCUACCGCCUGGUGGACUGCUGGGAGUUCCCCAGCCGCUCUCUGUCCACAGGCUCCGCCCAGAGGAACCAGAUCUCACUGAAACUGUCUGAGCUGAAGACGGGAAUCCUGUUUCUGAUCAGGGAGAACCAGGACGCUGCAGACGCCUUACCUGACAGCUCGUUUGCAAGCUUCUACCAGAGCGUGACAGCCGAGGCUCUGACUCGAACCUACGAGAUCCUGGCCUGCUUCAAGAAGGACAUGCACAAGGUGGAAACCUACCUGACCGUGGCUAAAUGUCAGCUCCCAGAAGCCAACUGCACGAUGUAG
Messenger RNA from Salarias fasciatus (jewelled blenny), 591 nucleotides. It is a transcript of the gene gh1, whose product is annotated as growth hormone 1. The record is from RefSeq and is a predicted model, not a curated record. Gene Ontology annotation, molecular function: growth hormone activity; growth hormone receptor binding. NCBI's taxonomy places the organism in Eukaryota, Metazoa, Chordata, Actinopteri, Blenniiformes, Blenniidae. Gene Ontology annotation, cellular component: extracellular region. Gene Ontology annotation, biological process: animal organ development; positive regulation of tyrosine phosphorylation of STAT protein; response to nutrient levels.